AUGAAAAUUAGCCUGUUUACUGCCGCUGACGAUGAUGAUGAUGAUGUUGAUGAUGCCGAUAUCGAUGUCGGCGGUAGUGAUGAUGAUGGUGAUCGUGAUCGUGCUUACUUUAGUGGUGAUGGUAAUGAUGAUGAUGUUGAUGAUGAUGACGAUGACGAUGAUGAUAAUGAUGAUGAUGAUGAUGAUGAUGAUGAUGAUGAUGGUGAUGAUGAUGAUGAUGAUGGUGAUGGUGAUGGUAUUGGUGCUGCUGCCGAUGUGUUGUUGGAGAUCUGUUGGAUAUUUCGGUGGUGA
Enterobius vermicularis (human pinworm) is the source of this 291-nucleotide messenger RNA. Lineage: Eukaryota; Metazoa; Nematoda; Chromadorea; Rhabditida; Oxyuridae. The record is from the annotation of a GenBank genome assembly.